Entamoeba nuttalli P19 is the source of this 4785-nucleotide messenger RNA. Its product is annotated as HEAT repeat domain containing protein. Lineage: Eukaryota; Evosea; Mastigamoebida; Endamoebidae. Bases 1 to 4785 code for a protein of 1594 amino acids. The record is from RefSeq and is a predicted model, not a curated record. Gene Ontology annotation, molecular function: microtubule plus-end binding; microtubule plus end polymerase activity. Gene Ontology annotation, cellular component: kinetochore; centrosome; spindle pole. The transcript has a single exon. Gene Ontology annotation, biological process: microtubule polymerization; centrosome duplication; establishment or maintenance of microtubule cytoskeleton polarity.
AUGACAAGUGAAAUUGUGGAAGAACCAAUUGAGUUGAAAGACAAGUUGGUAGACAAACGAUGGAAGAUCAGAGUAAAAGGGUAUAAAGAAUUAGAUCAAUUAAUUCAAACAAAAGAUACGAAAUACGUAGAAUAUAUUAGUUACUUUGAAGGAAUGGCAAAUGACAAUAAUGCAAUUGCUUUUGAGAGUGCACUUGAAACAAUGAUUAGUUAUUUUAGUAUUAAUGAUAAUUCUAAUCCUUUGUCAAUUGAAAUUGGAAACAAAGUGUGUUUAGUCAUUGGAGAAAAAGGACUUUUAGGAAGGUCUAAAACAAAAGAACGGACAUUGGAACUCUUUUGCUUGUUUGUUGAAAUUGGAUUAACAGAAGAAGUACUCAACACGUUGGUUGAUCUUACCAAACAUAAGAAUUUUAAACUAGGUGUAGAAGCAAUUAAAGAAAUAGAACAGCUUCUUAUUUUAUUUAGUCCUCAAGUAUUUUCCUUAAAAACUAUUCUUGAAGGACUUAAGGAAUGGAUAGUUCAUAAAGACAAAGAUGCACGUCAAAGUUCAUUGAGGAUAUUGCAUUGUCUAAAAUCUAAUUUCAAUGAGAAUUUGUUACAAGAAUUUAUUAAUACCAUUCCACCAGCACAAAAGAAGGACUAUGAAAGUUAUCUUCAAAACAAUCCAUUACACAAAAUUGAACCAGUAAGAAAUAUGAGAUGUAGGAAAGAACAAAAAGUUAUUAGUCCAGUUAAAAAAGUUGUUGAAGAAGUUGCUGAAAAAAAUGUUCUUGAAAAAAAUAACGUUGAAAAAACUAUUCUUGAAAAAAAAAUCCCAAAAGAAUUUGCUAGUAUAAUUGAUAAUGGAAAAUGGAAAGAAAAAAAAGAAGUUAUUGAAAAAAUUACUGAGGAGCUUGAGGCACAAAAAGUUAUAUUUCCAACUUCAGUAAUGUUUUGGGAAACAUUAAAGAAAGCUUUGGAUGAUAAUAAUAUCAAUGUCGUAUCUGCAACAAUGAGAUGUAUUAUUUCUAUUGAUAAAAAAGGUGGAAAUGUUACUCAGUAUUUAUCACAAAUUGUCAAAAAAUUAAAAGAAAGUAAUAAAACAGUAGUGAAUUGUGCUAUAGAAACUCUACUUUCAAUUAUUAAGAAUAACGAUGAUUUGAUUUCAUUAUUGAUUGAAGUUGAAGGUAAUUCUAUUAGUAACUUAAAUGUUAUGAACUUUACAAGAAGAGCCAUCGAAAAGUAUAAUAAACCAACACAACAAAUUAAGUUGUGGGCAAAAUUAUUUUGUUCACCACUAGAAGAUCAAAAAAAAGAAAUUAGAGAUGCUGCAACAGAAGCAAUUGUUUCAUUUAUUAAAGUUAAUGGUGAUGAAAUUUUAAAAUACCUUGAAGGUAUUUCUAAAGACAGACUAAAAAUAGUUCAAUUUAAAGUAAAUGGGGAGUCAUACAUGUCAGUUGCUCCAAGUGCUGUAAAUACAAAUUCAGUUGCACAUUCUUCAAUAUCACAAAUCAGUGAAAUACCACCAAAAAUACUUUCACCUAUUCCAAUGAAAGAAGUUAUUAAUAAUGAUAAUAGUUCAACUAAGCAACCUACAGGUUGGUCAAGAAAAAUGAGUCUAGAAAGGUCACCAAAGAAAGGAGUCAAAAGUUAUAGUACAACAAAACUCCCAGUGUUAAAAGUUAAUACAAAACCAGUAUUAAGAAGUGUUAAAACACAACCAAAAAAAGAAGUAAGGAAAACUCUAAAAAAAAGUUAUUUUGAUUUAUUCAAAGCAUUAAAAAAUGGAGAUUGGAAGGUACAAACACAAAGUUUGAUUGAAAUAACAAAAUAUUUAGAAAAUAAUACAAUAAAUCAGAUGGAAUGCGAUCAUUUAAUUAAUGAAUUAAAAAAUAAAAUUGGAGACCCAAAAAGGGGAUUAGCAUCAGUUGCAUUAAAAACUUUGAUACAAACGAUUAAGAAUGUUAAAAGUGGAUUUGAAAGAUAUAUCCCUAGUAUUAUGUCUAAUGUCAUACAACAAAUGGGAGAUAAUAAUAAGAGUGUGCGAGAGUGUUCUAUGGAAGUAAUGCAAGUCUUAGGAAAAGAAGUUGGGAUGAAUGUGCUAAUAAAUCAAUUAAAUUAUGCAAUGCAACCAAAUAAUAAUCCUAUUAUUCGAAAAAGUGCAAUAGAAGUUAUACUAAAAAUAAUUGAGCCUAUGAAUGUAAAAGAUAUUGGAAUAAUGAAACCAUUAGUACCAACAUUAUUAAAACAAAUUUGUGAUAAAAAUAUUGAGUUAAGAAAAGAUGUUGAGUAUGUUGUUGAAAAAUGUGUUGAAAGUAUGGGAGUGGAUAUUAUUAAAAGUAGAAUGAAUAAACUAAUGAUUAACGAACAACAAGCAUGCAGAGAAAUUAUUAGAAGGUAUAAUGUGAGUCAACAUCCAACAAUAAUAGAACCUAACAUUACUGAACCUAAACCUGUUGUUAAGAAACUAACUCAUUUAAUUACAGUCUCAAGAGACUCUGAAGUUAUUCCAAAUGAAACAAAAAUGGAAGAAGAACAUAUUAAAGAUGUUAAUGACCAACACCAAUCUACAAAAAUGGAAGAAGUUCCUAUAUUACCGAUAAGAAAGUCAUUAAGCUUGGCUCAAGAAAACCCUGAAAAUACUAAAAUGGAAGAACAUCCAAAUAUUGAUUUAGGAAAACAAAAUCUUCCAAGAACUGGUUCUGCAGUAGUAACAGUAUUAAAUAGAUGUGCUACAAUUAGUAUGGUUGUUGAAGACACUCAAAAACAACCAAUGAUCAUUCGAUCACAAACAAUGAUUCCACCAGAAUUAACACUGUUAUAUAAAAUACCAGAAACUUAUAUUAAGGAUUUAUUACGACUUGGAGCAGAAAUGCUACCACAAGAUUAUCUACAAAGACUAGUAUCUCUAUCACCAAGAGAUGUUGAUUUAUGCUUAAAGGCAGUUGAAGUUUUAGAUUUUGAAAAACCAAUAUUUGAAGAAUUUCUAAUGACGUGGGGAGUAGUUUUAAUAAUGAAAGGAGAUUAUACCUUAAUUCCAGAAUUAACUAAAAUUGUACAAGACUGGAUUAGAAAAUUAUUAAAAAGUAAAAAAACUCUUGAAGGUGUACGUACUCAUACCUUCAUAGAAUGUAUAUUAAAGUCUGCACAAUAUAUUUCUACUGAAGUUUCAUUAUUAAUGAAAUAUUUUGUUCGAGUAUAUGAUAAUAAAAGAAUUAUUGAAAUGUUAUGGCAAGCUAUUGUAACAUCUCCAUUAGCAACAAAAAUUGUUUGUCUUAGAAUUUUUAAUGAUCUAUUUGAAACAUUUAUUGAAAAAGGGGAUUUAAAUGAAAAUAUGAUGAAAACUAUGUUUUGUGUCAUAUAUAGAGAAGCCAAUACAAAAAAUUUCGAGGAUAUAGCUGGUUUUUUACUUGCUAAAAUUUAUAACUAUAUUGGGGAAGAUGUUUUUAGAAUUAUUGAAAAUAAUGAUGAAAUGUUUAAUCAAUACAUUCGAUUUAAUGGAAAAUAUAUUAAAGAAAAAGAGCAAAUGACAAUUGGAAGUGGAAAAAGAAAAGUAAGAGAUGAACGAAUUACUAUUGUUGGACAUGACCAACCAAUUAGUAUUGCUGAAAAUAAUGAAGAUAUUAUUUUACAUAUUAGUGGAAUUGAUAAAGAUCAACGAUUAGACUCAAGCAAAACCUUAGACGAAAUAAAACCAGGAGGUAUUGACUUAGAAAUUUCAGAGUCAAAUGCUCAAAAUAAAGAGAGACCAAGAAAAUUUAGUUUAACACUUCAAAGAGGAAAAGGUCCUAUCCAAUUAAAUGACCAAAAUAUAAAUAUGUCAAUUAGUGUAGAAAAUAAACCAUUAGAAAAAAUUACCCCACCUAAACGUAUGUCAGAAGAAAGUAAUGGACUUAAAUUGAUUGAUUUGGAGGAAGAAACAAGUCAAGUUGAUAAAACAACUCAAAACUUGGAAGUAAAUCUUGGACAAAAUACCUCAGAUAUAUCGUCAUUAGUUUCUCCUCUCAGUACUAAAGAAAUUCAAAAAUUAUCAAGGCAAUUAUCUCCUAAACUAUCUCCAGUUCAAUCCCCAAAUCACCUUAAAACACCAACACUAUCUCCAAAUUCUCUUUUGAAGUCAAGAGGAAUGAAGGUUAUACAUAAACCAGUCAUGGUUCCAAAAGUAUCUCCUACAGUUGGUUAUAAACCUAUAAUGGAAAAAAGUCCUGUUUCUUCUGCUGUAAGAGUAAAACAAUUAACAAUGGAAGAACAACAAUCCAACCAAAAUAAAACAACUACAAAGAGACAUAACCUUAAUCUUAUUCGUAGCCAACAUGCAAUGAAUAAAAUAGAAGCUGUAUCACCAAUGGUUAAACCAAUAAUUAAAUUAAAUGUAAUAGAACCACAAGAUAUCCCAUUAUCAAUAGAAGUACCAAAUAGAGAAGUUAGUACAGAAAGUAACAGCUCAUUCUAUCCAAUUAAUAAUACUACACCACUUGGAUUUUUAGAUAAAAUAUUGAAAACAAAAAAAGAAACACCACCACCAAUACAAGUUAAUACUGACUUUAAAUUUAGUAUUGCUGAACAAAAUAAAGACCACAACCAACAAACUAUAAAUACAAUUACAGGUUCAAAACCAGUAAUACAAUCUCCAAUUGAUCAAUUUAUUUCACAAACAACUCAACCUCCAUUAAUUAAUCCACAGUUAUUAGCAUUACAAACAAGUAUUAAUUCAAUAAAAAGAGUUUCACCAAUUAGAAAUCCAAUAAAUCAGGUUACCCCUGAUGUUGUACCAAAUGCACUUAAUUGGAAAGAUUUAUGCAAAUAA